This is a messenger RNA of Pteronotus mesoamericanus, 2293 nucleotides long. RefSeq names its product solute carrier family 25 member 33 (gene SLC25A33). The transcript is spliced from 7 exons. The record is from RefSeq and is a predicted model, not a curated record. Gene Ontology annotation, molecular function: pyrimidine nucleotide transmembrane transporter activity. Gene Ontology annotation, cellular component: mitochondrion. The coding region runs from base 812 to 1774 and encodes 320 amino acids. NCBI's taxonomy places the organism in Eukaryota, Metazoa, Chordata, Mammalia, Chiroptera, Mormoopidae. Gene Ontology annotation, biological process: pyrimidine nucleotide import into mitochondrion.
UGUCAGGCUGAGUUUGACAGCGUCCCGAGGAUGUACAAGUAGAGAAGCAGCUUGGAUAUAGAAUCUUAGAGCUCAGUAGUCUUGUCUGGAAAUGAUCAGAAAAGAUAGAGAAAAAGCGUAUUGCAGCAUAUACUGCUAUUUCUAGAAAAAUAAAAAAUAUACAAAAUGAUAUUUGGGAUACACUGGGAGUUUUAGGCUCUUUUGAUGUGUUUUUUCCCUAAACUGGGUGGUAAGACACCAUAUGUAACUUUACAUACCUUUUUACACAUCGUAAGUAUCACAAAGGAAAGUAAAAUAUAGACUAAGAACGUAAAAAGGCCCGGGCCUCUCCAGACUUAGUCAAUCCCAGGGUAUCAGACCGUGAGCAGGGAGGAGGCUGCUGGGGCAGGUUCUCUUUCAAGCAGCCUGGGCCCAGGCUGGCCCCGCCCAGCCUUGUGCUCUCGACGGAACCCCGCCGCAGGCUGUGCACUCGCACCGCCCAUGUCCGCUCGAAGACCAAUGGGCGCGCAGAUCCGGGCCCACACCCCCGCCGUUCCCCGCCCCGGAGCGCGCUGCCGCGUGACGUAACGGCCCGACCCCCUCCACGUGACGGCCGCGCGGUGUGGUCCCACUGGACGCCCGGCUCGAGCCGCAGAGGCCGGAGGGGCCGGAGACCGCGCCGCGCAGGGAGGGCGCGGACCGAGGGAGCUGGUCGUGGGGACGCGCGUGCAUGGAGUCGGCGCUAGCAGACGCCUGAGAGCAGCAGCGCGAGCGGAGCGGGCCACCUCGCGCAUCCAUCCAGCCGCCUCGUGCCAGCGGCACCGGCGCGGCCAUGGCGACGGGCGCUCAGCAGGAAAACACGCUACUUCACCUCUUCGCCGGCGGGUGCGGGGGCACAGUUGGUGCUAUUUUCACGUGUCCCCUAGAAGUCAUCAAGACAAGGCUGCAGUCUUCGCGGUUAGCUCUGCGUACCGUCUAUUAUCCACAGGUUCAGCUGGGGACCAUCAGUGGAGCUGGAAUGGUGAGACCAACGUCAGUGACGCCUGGACUUUUACAGGUUCUGAAGUCGAUCUUGGAGAAGGAGGGACCAAAGUCACUGUUUAGAGGCUUGGGUCCAAAUUUGGUUGGAGUCGCACCGUCAAGGGCUGUGUACUUUGCCUGUUACUCCAAAGCCAAAGAGCAGUUCAACGGCAUUUUCGUGCCCAACAGCAAUACUGUGCACAUUUUCUCAGCUGGUUCUGCAGCUUUUGUCACAAAUUCCUUAAUGAAUCCUAUAUGGAUGGUUAAAACCCGGAUGCAGCUAGAGCGGAAGGUGCGCGGCUCCAAGCAGAUGAACACGCUCCAGUGUGCGCGCCACGUUUACCAGACGGAGGGCAUUCGCGGCUUCUAUCGCGGAUUAACUGCCUCGUAUGCGGGAAUCUCAGAAACUGUAAUCUGUUUUGCUAUUUAUGAAAGUUUGAAGAAGUGUCUGAAAGACGCUCCAUUAGCCCCCUCUACAAAUGGGACUGAGAAGAAUUCCACAAACUUUUUUGGACUCAUGGCAGCUGCCGCUGUGGCUAAGGGCUGCGCCUCCUGUAUCGCCUAUCCACACGAAGUCAUAAGGACACGGCUCCGGGAGGAGGGCACCAAGUACAAGUCUUUCGUGCAGACCGCUCGGCUGGUCUUCCGGGAAGAAGGCUACCUCGCCUUUUAUAGAGGACUCUUCGCGCAGCUCAUCCGGCAGAUACCAAACACUGCCAUUGUGCUGUCUACCUACGAGCUAAUUGUGUACCUGUUGGAAGACCGUCCUAAGUAACAGGCCAGAGAAUUGUGCUGUAGGAGAAUAAAACUGAAAAACUCGAUAGAGAAAUUUUUUUUUUCUGUUGAUGUUUAGAAUGUUCAAGACCGAAACAGGAAAGGCCACAAAAAAUGUGGCUCGUGUCACCUGUUGGACAUUUCCUUUUGGAUUCACAUUUUCUAGAAGGUUUAAAUUCAUUAACGUUAAUAGUUAAUUAUAACUUUUUUUUUUAACUUAAGAGGAUUCAGGAUUCAGCAGCAACUAAAUUAAAUCAUGCUAUUUAAUUUAAGUAUAACUUUGGUUUGCGUCCUCUUUCAUGUUCUCUGUACUAUAAACUAUAGGAAUUUAGGGAAACGUAACCCUAGAAAGGCAGAGAAAACCCCUAAAGUGAAAGCACACCUGUUGUCCAGUCUGACUGUCAGAUGUUGCAUGGGGCAGGGAGCAGGCAUCACGUUUCGGUGGCACUGGGCAGACCAAGACAGACUUCCUAGCUGCUGUUCUCCUUUGUACAAUUCCAGAUCUCAUACAGAUUGACAA